Messenger RNA from Salvelinus sp. IW2-2015, 1411 nucleotides. Its product is annotated as protein cornichon homolog 3-like. Gene Ontology annotation, cellular component: dendrite; COPII-coated ER to Golgi transport vesicle; synapse. Lineage: Eukaryota; Metazoa; Chordata; Actinopteri; Salmoniformes; Salmonidae. Gene Ontology annotation, biological process: regulation of AMPA receptor activity; endoplasmic reticulum to Golgi vesicle-mediated transport. The record is from RefSeq and is a predicted model, not a curated record.
UUACGAGUGCCAGGAGUGUUGCGGAGCUCCUAUUUUAAUACRGCCACAUUGUAGCCAACCAGAUUCUCUUUAGUAAUUUGGCUGUCCAAAGCAUUCUUCCUAUCCGGGAUGUUUUUGAGCAUAAUUUGGAUCUCUUGAUAUCCAUUUCAAGACAUCGCUUGGAUUUAUAUUAUUUAUAUUCUUAUUGUGUAAUCUCUGRAUUGAAAUGUCUGUCGUUUUCAUCAAGUCUAGGCCACUGGUCUAAUUUCCAAUUAAGAAAUUGCGCCGCAAAACGUUUCGACUUCAAAGUGAGACCGUGGAUGCGCGUUUCGUUGGAGACGUUCUGCAACAAUUUGUUGCAAACAUUCAGAGCAAAGUGAUGGAUGGAGUCGUUAUCACCUCGGUUUGCCAUGGCACCUUAAUCAUUUAGUUUUUUUUAUGUGAUUCAUCUGAGUCCUCUUUUCGUGUUAUUCAAUUAUGUUCACUUUCGCUGCCUUUUGCUAUAUGCUGUCACUGGUCCUCUGUGCUUCCCUGAUCUUCUUUGCGAUAUGGCAUAUAACAGCCUUUGAUGAACUGCAGGCAGACUUUAAGGUCCCCAUCGAUCAGGGCAAUCCACUCCAUGCGAGAGAGCGACUCCGGAACAUUGAGAGGAUUUGCUGCCUGCUGAGAAAGUUGGUGCUUCCAGAGUAUUCUAUCCAUGGGCUGUUCUGUAUCAUGUUCCUGUGUGCCCAGGAGUGGCUGACAGUAGGCCUCAACAUCCCUCUGUUCUUCUACAACACAUGGAGGUACUUCCACAGCCCCACAGACACUAAGGAGCUCCUCUAUGACCCAGCCUCGGUCAUGAACGGGGACACACUCAAGUUCUGCCAAAAAGAGGCCUGGUGCAAGAUGUCCUUCUUCGUCCUGUCCUUCUUCUACUAUCUCUACUGCGUGUACUGGACCGGACCUUCAUCUAGUAUAUGGUCUACUCCUUGGUAACCUCAUAACAGCAGAACUCUCAGUAUUUGAGCCAUCCUCCGGAUAUCAGAGACUGUUUUCUGGAAUUCAAACUAGCUAGCACAAAAACCAACUUUGCAGCAAAAAAUAGCACUUUGGGUCACAACUUUUCUGUUUCAUCAGAAGGACAGUCGGUGGGUCUGGUCUGGGGGGAAGAAUUUCAGCUCCAGUCUCCAUUGUCUCCUCAAUGUAUGUAAAGGGACAUUACUGUUUACAGUUCUCUAUAGGUCAAAAGUCCUUUAUGAGUCACAGUGACCACCAUAUCUACUGUUGUCCGUCACUGCCCGGCUAAUGUCUGUACUUACAGCCUGUCCUGUCCUGGAGAAGUACAGUAGCAUCCCCACUACUGUAGUAGGGUACACAGUAGUGUUUGCACAGUUUGUCUCAGGCACAGCACAUAGAAACACAGCACAGCACAGUCGUGUUUGUCAUCGGG